AUGAGCAAAAACAGAGAGCUUUCGAGAGAGGAGGAAGCCGAACUGUCCAGGAGCAAGAAAAAGGUUAAGGAAGGGCACCAUGCUGAUUUUAAUGAGGAUUUACAUGAGAAUGGACAUUUGCAGGGAGGUUCGAGCUCGUGGGGGGCUGAAAAGAAAACUUUUAAGGAUAAAUUGGUAGGAGAGAUUCCAGGAGCCUAUGCCAAGGCUUUUGACUUCUCGGACCUUAUGGACAUGGAGGCGGAUUCAGAUGAGGAGGUGGAGGAGCUACGUGAGGGGCUAGCAGCGGUGAAACUUACGAGAGAGACCAAGCUCCGUAUUAGGAAACCUUGGACAAAUGCGUUGAUCAUUAAGAUGUAUGGCAAAGCUUUUAGUCUUGGUGUUAUCCAGAGUAGGCUCAACUUGUUAUGGAAACCGGCGGGGUCUUUGGACUGUGUUGAUCUUGGUAAAGAGUUUUAUUCAGUUAGAUUCUCAUUGAAAGAAGACAUGGAUGCAGUUCUUAAAAAUGGACCUUGGUUCAUUGCGGGACAUUUUUUAUCCAUCAGGCCAUGGGAGCCUUUCUUCAAACCGAAUUGCGCUAUUGUUUCGUCCAUCACAGUCUGGGUUAGACUUCACGCAUUACCUAUGGAGCUGUAUGAGGCGGAAGUACUUAAACAAAUUGGUGAAGCUAUUGGGAGAGUUCUUCGGAUUGACUCGAAUACUGCCAUGGAAGCUAGAGGGAGGUAUGCGAGGCUUUGUAUUCAACUAGAUAUUACUAAGCCGCUUAUUAACACUGUGCUCAUUGGAAGAUUCGAACAGCCUGUGAUUUACGAAGGGAUUCAUAGCCUUUGUUUUUCAUGCGGGAGGAUUGGGCAUAGGAAGGAAUCUUGCCCGCUCACCAUUAAAAAACCAGAGGCGCCGGCGGAAGGUGGUCCGAUUGGCUGCGAUGUAGAGAAGGGUUCGUACCAAGGAGCGUAUCAGCGUGGCAUGCAUGAUCCGCACAGCUCUGGCACAGGUAGUGGAACCUCGAAUGACAGAGGUGCUGACACUGAGGAGGACAGGUACAGGCCUUGGAUGCUUGUGGCACGUAGAAAACCUGUGCAGAAACGAACAAAUGUUACAGGUAAUUCUGAGGACCACGUUAAACAUGGAUUAGGCCAGUCAGUUAACGGGCUUAGGAAUGAGCCAAAUGGAAAUUCAUGGGGCUAG
Molecule: messenger RNA, 1185 nt
Organism: Quercus robur (English oak)
Lineage: Eukaryota; Viridiplantae; Streptophyta; Magnoliopsida; Fagales; Fagaceae
Exons: 1
Coding region: 1-1185 (394 amino acids)
Molecular function (GO): nucleic acid binding; zinc ion binding
Source: RefSeq, a predicted model, not a curated record